AGGAGCAGGAGCAUCAGCGCGAGUAGCUGCGAGCAGCCGCGGCGGCGGCGGAGCUUCGUUGCAGUUGCGCCAUCUGUCAAGAGCUGAACGGGAGGGGAGAGGGCUGCCGCGGGAAAGGAGGAGGGGGUCGUUGUGAGCCGGAGGCCGCGGAGACCCGCCCGCUCGCCUGCCGACCGCGGGAACCGAGGCGAGGCUAUCUUAAGAGCCGCGCGUCCUCCGCCGUCCGGGUUCGCGGCGCUUCACCCUGCGCCCGGAGGACUCCCCGGGCGCACACAAAGCCUCCGCCUGCACCUUACCGCCCGGCGGCCGCCGCCUGCGCCGGAAAGGGAUCUGGCCGCCGGGCAGGGGAUACCCGGCGCCGCCCCCUCGGCGCUCUCGGAAGGCCCACCAGCUCCCGAGCCAGCCGGACCCCCUGGAGCUGCCUGGGCCGCGCUGGAGGAGGGCGGGGAGAGGACCAUGUGAAUGGGUUCCGGAGCCUGAGCGCCGCACAGUUGUUUGAAGAAGCAGGAUGCUGAUCUAGACGUGGAAAAAGACCACUCCAGCAGCUGUAUUAGAAGACAUGUGGUGUGUAUAAAGUUUGCGUAGUUGGGGGAAAUUUUGGCCAUGCCUGUUUCCUGAAAACCCAGAGAGAGGAAUUUAGAUAAUGGGCUGUGUGCAAUGUAAGGAUAAAGAAGCAACAAAACUGACAGAGGAGAGGGAUGGCAGUCUGAACCAGAGCUCCGGGUACCGCUAUGGCACAGACCCCACCCCUCAGCACUACCCCAGCUUCGGCGUGACCUCCAUCCCGAACUACAACAACUUCCACGCCGCAGGAGGCCAAGGACUCACCGUCUUUGGGGGUGUGAACUCUUCGUCUCAUACUGGGACCUUGCGUACGAGAGGAGGCACAGGAGUGACCCUGUUUGUGGCCCUUUAUGAUUAUGAAGCACGGACAGAAGAUGACCUGAGUUUUCACAAAGGAGAGAAAUUUCAAAUAUUGAACAGCUCGGAAGGAGACUGGUGGGAAGCCCGCUCCUUGACCACCGGAGAGACGGGUUACAUUCCUAGCAAUUACGUGGCUCCAGUUGACUCUAUCCAGGCAGAAGAGUGGUACUUUGGAAAACUUGGCCGGAAAGAUGCUGAGCGGCAGCUUUUGUCCUUUGGAAAUCCACGAGGUACCUUUCUCAUCCGUGAGAGUGAAACCACCAAAGGUGCCUAUUCACUUUCUAUACGUGAUUGGGAUGAUAUGAAAGGAGACCAUGUCAAACAUUAUAAAAUUCGCAAACUUGACAAUGGUGGAUAUUAUAUCACCACCCGGGCCCAGUUUGAAACACUUCAGCAGCUUGUACAACAUUACUCAGAGAAAGCUGAUGGUUUGUGUUUUAACUUAACUGUGAUUGCAUCAAGUUGCACCCCACAAACUUCCGGAUUGGCUAAAGAUGCUUGGGAAGUUGCACGUGAUUCGUUGUUUCUGGAGAAGAAGCUGGGUCAGGGGUGUUUCGCUGAAGUUUGGCUUGGUAAGGCAGAGGGCACCUGGAACGGAAACACAAAAGUAGCCAUAAAGACUCUUAAACCAGGCACCAUGUCCCCCGAGUCAUUCCUUGAAGAGGCGCAGAUCAUGAAGAAGUUGAAGCAUGACAAGCUGGUCCAGCUGUAUGCGGUGGUGUCCGAGGAACCCAUCUACAUUGUCACCGAGUACAUGAACAAAGGAAGUUUACUUGAUUUCUUAAAAGAUGGAGAAGGAAGAGCUCUGAAACUACCUAAUCUUGUGGACAUGGCAGCACAGGUCGCUGCGGGAAUGGCUUACAUUGAGCGCAUGAAUUAUAUCCACAGAGAUCUGCGAUCAGCAAACAUUCUAGUGGGGAAUGGACUAAUAUGCAAGAUUGCCGACUUUGGAUUGGCCAGACUGAUCGAAGACAAUGAGUACACAGCCAGACAAGGUGCAAAGUUCCCCAUUAAGUGGACAGCCCCCGAAGCAGCCCUGUACGGCAGGUUCACAAUCAAGUCUGAUGUGUGGUCUUUCGGAAUCUUACUCACAGAGCUGGUCACCAAAGGAAGAGUGCCCUACCCAGGCAUGAACAACCGGGAGGUGCUGGAGCAGGUGGAGCGCGGCUACAGGAUGCCCUGUCCACAGGACUGCCCCAUCUCUCUGCACGAGCUCAUGAUCCACUGCUGGAAGAAGGACCCGGAAGAACGGCCCACUUUCGAGUACUUGCAGGGCUUCCUAGAAGACUACUUCACAGCCACAGAGCCCCAGUACCAGCCUGGUGAAAACCUGUAAGACGCGGGUCAGCAGAGAGAGGCCUUGUCCCAGAGGCCUCCGCCCCCUCCCCAUUAGCUUUCAAUUCUGUAGCCAGCUGCUCCGGGGCAGCGGGAACAGCCCAGGAUCAGAUUGCAUGUGACUCUGAAGCUGACGAACUUCCAUGGCCCUCACUUGUCCCCAGAUCCGAACCUCCUCUGUGAAGCAUACAAGACAGAACCUUGUUAUUUCUCAGACUUUGGAAAAUGCAUUGUAUCCUUGUUGCGUAAAAGGCCAAACCUCUGUUCCGUGUAAAUAGUUACUCCAGUGCCAACAAUCCUAAUGCUUUCCUUUUUUAAAAAUGCAAAUCCUAUGUGAUUUUAACUCUGUCUUUACCUGAUUCAACUAAAAAAAAAAAGUAUUAUUUUCCAAAAGUGGCCUCUUUGUCUAAAACAAUAAAAUUUUUUUUCAUGUUUUAACAAAAACCAAUCAGGACAGGUGUUUGUUUUUUUUCCUUUUUUAUAAAUAUGAAUACACAUAAUAUAUACGUCCCUGUACAUACACCAUGUGGGUGCUAACAUGGAGACCAUGCCCGGCCUGGGCCACGAAGCUUCAGGACCCAGAGUGAGGAUUUUACUGCAAAAUCGGCAUAUAAAAGCACUGGUGUUAUUCUGAAAAACCAGUGGCCUCAUUUUUGGCUUUUUCAGAGCAUGAUUUUCUUUUUGUAAUUUGGAUUGCUCUUUUUGGUUCAUGUCCGUACCUGUAGAUGGCUGUUACAGUGACUCUUUUCAACGGCCCCCGGAACUGAAUUCACGAGUUCUGUUUCCAGUAUUUGCUUCGACCUACCACAGUUUGUUCUUGAAACUUCAAAGUGAGCAUUUUUAAGCCAGCAAAUGGGCACUACUACCAGGGGAACUGGAAGAUGGAUACCACACAAACUUCUUGUACAAAAAUAUGAAUGCUGAAAUGUUUCAAACUUUUUAAUUUAAUAAAUCUUGUAACCACAUUUAAAUGGUCUAAAACCCAUAGCAUUGUAGUCAUGGCAACCUGCUAAACUUUCUCAUGCAACUAAAACUUAUGGGGAAGAUGAGGGUGGGGGUUGUACAUUUCCCAUUGUAAAAUAAGUGUUUUAAAUGUCCUGUACUGCUAAUGAAUUGACUUUCUAUAUGUCCAAGAAUUCUCCAGUGGAAUAACUAUGCACUACUUGACAUUUCAUGGGGAUGCACAAAAAAGAAAAAAGUAUUACAUUUUUAGUUGCUGUUUGUACCAACCUUGAAUUACAUGUUUAACAACAAAUCAAAAAGCCUAUUUCUAUUGAGUUUUUAAUACUGAGUAGCAACUCUGAAGUCUUAAUUACUUUUUCUGUUAUGAUUUAUUUGUGAGUUUACAUUUUUAAAUUGUUUAACUUUCUUAAUUUAGUAAUUAAAAAGAGAACAUUU
This is a messenger RNA of Artibeus jamaicensis (Jamaican fruit-eating bat), 3657 nucleotides long. RefSeq names its product FYN proto-oncogene, Src family tyrosine kinase (gene FYN). The transcript is spliced from 15 exons. The record is from RefSeq and is a predicted model, not a curated record. Bases 644 to 2260 code for a protein of 538 amino acids. Gene Ontology annotation, cellular component: extrinsic component of cytoplasmic side of plasma membrane. Gene Ontology annotation, molecular function: ATP binding; non-membrane spanning protein tyrosine kinase activity; signaling receptor binding. Gene Ontology annotation, biological process: innate immune response; cell surface receptor protein tyrosine kinase signaling pathway; protein phosphorylation. NCBI's taxonomy places the organism in Eukaryota, Metazoa, Chordata, Mammalia, Chiroptera, Phyllostomidae.